This is a messenger RNA of Suillus fuscotomentosus, 960 nucleotides long. RefSeq lists its product as uncharacterized. NCBI's taxonomy places the organism in Eukaryota, Fungi, Basidiomycota, Agaricomycetes, Boletales, Suillaceae. The record is from RefSeq and is a predicted model, not a curated record. Bases 57 to 920 code for a protein of 287 amino acids. The transcript has 8 exons.
GGUGGAUCCUUAUUAUCAAGGAAGAGUCAACAACUAUUCCCUAAAUAUUCCCUAAGAUGAGCUCGAGGCGAUACGACAAUCCUCCACCUUACUCCCUCAGUUCCUCAGAGGCAAACCCUCUGAUAGGGACUCGCAGGCCUUCUCGUCGUCAUCAAUCGUCCUGUGUCUUUGCAGCACUCAUCGCUUUUUUUGUCGUUGCAUUCACCGUUGUCAAUCUCUGUAUCAGCCUUUCCGAGGACCCCUUGGAUCCAGAUGUUCGAGAACGCAUUCGCAAGGAAUGGAACAUUGAACUUCGCCGGCACGAGGAAGAAGUUCUCAAGCGCAUUGACAUCAAAAAACAUUGGCUUCUGGAAGAUAAUGACAGGAUUCGUUCCCGCGAACAAUGGCGAACGGAAGUCAAAGAACAUGAGCGUGAGUUGGAGGAGAGACGAAAGCACGAAGAAGAAGAACGCCUAAGAUUGAAUAUGUUUUGGACUGACUUGGCGUCCCACACAUGUACGACGUACGCCACUCGAGAGUACACUGCCCGACUUGUGAAUGUUCCGUCAUACUACAACCGCCGCGUGGAGGCUUGCAUGGCCACACCAGUGGAGAUCCGUGGGGUUGAAUAUACACCUAAGUGGUGCGAGGAUCAUGGUCCAAACAAUGUAGUAGGUCAUUGGGAAGUCGACCAGCAUGAGCCAGAUUGCGCGUCGUACUGGAACUGGUACAAAGAUUUUGGUUGUGUUUCGCCUGGAUCCGGCCAGCGACGUAUUGAACAUUACCUCGAGAACCUCCCGUCGGGGGCUGAUUGGAAGGAGUUCUGUGCUACCACUCCUGCAAGCUUCAACGGGAUGCAUUUCAUGGGGUCAGAAAUCUGCUUUCAAUGGAAUGGUGGCACAUACGGUCAUUGGGUUUUUGAUGACGAUAACUGCAAGUAGUCAAGUCACAAUGACGCUUCGAUGUUGGAUGAGGCUCGGA